Molecule: messenger RNA, 672 nt
Organism: Trichoderma virens Gv29-8
Lineage: Eukaryota; Fungi; Ascomycota; Sordariomycetes; Hypocreales; Hypocreaceae
Exons: 3
Coding region: 1-672 (223 amino acids)
Cellular component (GO): cytosol; cytoplasm
Molecular function (GO): phosphatase activity
Source: RefSeq, a predicted model, not a curated record
AUGGCGAGCAUUCACAUCUUGCGACACGGGCAGUCCCUUCACAACGUUCACCGGGGUUACCCCCACCGAGAUCCCCCUCUCACUGACAUCGGGUCUCAACAAGCGAGCAAUGUGCGUCCACCAGCUGAGCCUGACCUUAUACUCGUGUCUCCUAUGACUCGUACCAUUCAAACGGCUCUCAUUGUUUUCAGCCGGCAUCUCAAGACAUCCCCCACCAAGGUCGAACUCCAGGUCUGGCCGGACCUGCGCGAAGCCCACGAUGCCGUCUGCAAUAGAGGGGUGUCGCGUGCCGAGAUGGCGGCCAAAUUUCCCCAGUUCGACCUUUCCGCCUGUCACGAAGAAUGGGACUAUCUGCCUCAUAGUUUUGAAGAUGCUGUAAUGCGUGCUGAGAGAGUUCGGCGCCGCCUCAAGGAUCUGUCUCGCUCUUACAAGAACAUCUUCUUAGUCACGCAUCGCGGCUUUAUAGCGUUCCUAGUCAAAGGCGAGAGGUUUGAUGUUUGCGAAAGCCGCUCAUACAGAUUUGCUGCUGAGAACGAAGUCAACGAGCAAAGGUAUGGUAUAAACAACGAUACGGGUGAAGAGCAAGAUUUUGGUCCAAACCUAUUAUUACCUAUUUAUACACCACCUAUGGGCAACGCCAAUAGCGAUGCAGAAGAGAUCUCAGCUCUCUAA